This is a messenger RNA of Neltuma alba, 1099 nucleotides long. RefSeq names its product 40S ribosomal protein S2-3. Gene Ontology annotation, cellular component: cytosolic small ribosomal subunit; ribosome. Bases 57 to 872 code for a protein of 271 amino acids. Gene Ontology annotation, biological process: translation. The transcript is spliced from 2 exons. The record is from RefSeq and is a predicted model, not a curated record. Gene Ontology annotation, molecular function: structural constituent of ribosome; RNA binding. Lineage: Eukaryota; Viridiplantae; Streptophyta; Magnoliopsida; Fabales; Fabaceae.
CUGGAGUAUUGUUUGCGGCGGUGAGUUCUUGGAGCUUCCUCUUAUCCCUAUCAACAAUGGCUGAACGUGGCGGAGAUCGUGGCGGCUUUGGCCGUGGCUUUGGGGGUCGUGGAGGACGUGGUGACCGGGGUCGCGGAGGCCGCCGCAGGGGCGCUCGUCGGGAGGAGGAGGAGAAAUGGGUUCCCGUGACCAAGCUUGGCCGUCUCGUCAAAGAGGGAAAGAUUCGCACCCUCGAGCAUAUCUACCUCCACUCUCUUCCGAUCAAGGAGCAUCAGAUCAUCGAUACGUUGGUUGGUCCCAGCCUGAAGGACGAGGUGAUGAAGAUCAUGCCGGUCCAGAAGCAGACGCGAGCCGGUCAGAGGACCCGGUUCAAGGCCUUCGUUGUUGUCGGGGACGGCAAUGGACAUGUUGGACUUGGCGUGAAGUGCAGCAAGGAGGUGGCCACGGCCAUUCGCGGCGCAAUUAUUCUGGCCAAGCUUUCGGUUAUUCCGGUGAGAAGAGGCUACUGGGGUAACAAGAUCGGGAAGCCGCAUACAGUUCCGUGCAAGGUUACUGGAAAGUGUGGUUCAGUUACAGUGCGGAUGGUGCCUGCCCCUCGUGGUGCUGGAAUCGUUGCUGCUAGGGUGCCAAAGAAGGUACUGCAGUUUGCAGGAAUCGAAGAUGUCUUCACUUCUUCACGAGGGUCGACCAAGACGCUUGGGAAUUUUGUCAAGGCUACUUUUGAUUGUUUGCUGAAAACCUAUGGAUUCCUAACGCCUGAAUUCUGGAGGGAGACCCGCUUCGCCAAAUCUCCAUUCCAAGAGUACACAGAUUUAUUGGCAAAACCGACUGGAAAGGCUCUGAUCCUGGAGGAUGACAGAGUGGACGCUUGAGGUGGCACCCUGUAGUUCUUCACAUUUUCGUGUUAUGAGCUGCACGGGAUCCUAGAAUAUGUUUCGAUAGGAACUGGUAAUUAAGUUAUUUGCUGCUUAUGUAGUUUCCCUCUUUAACCUUUUUCGAGGGGCCGUUUUUCAUGCGUUUCCUUGUUUUUGAAUUUCCGCCCAGGGGAUAUUCACCAAGUUUGAAAUACAAGAGUUUUCUUCCUGAAUUUUGAGAAUAA